Messenger RNA from Paralichthys olivaceus (Japanese flounder), 3930 nucleotides. RefSeq names its product platelet derived growth factor d (gene pdgfd). Gene Ontology annotation, cellular component: membrane. Lineage: Eukaryota; Metazoa; Chordata; Actinopteri; Pleuronectiformes; Paralichthyidae. The record is from RefSeq and is a predicted model, not a curated record. Gene Ontology annotation, molecular function: growth factor activity; platelet-derived growth factor receptor binding. Gene Ontology annotation, biological process: positive regulation of cell population proliferation; positive regulation of protein autophosphorylation; positive regulation of phosphatidylinositol 3-kinase/protein kinase B signal transduction.
CAAGAGAUCAGGCCGUGUCCUCGAUGAGACAUCAUGGAAGCUGUGGUCGAUAAGAAGUGAGGCGCCUUCCGUCUGAGCUGUGACCGUGAACACUGCUAUAUCAUCCCCCACCUGCACGGAGUUGUAUCGGAGGCUUCACUGUGAGAGGAAGGCACAGCACGGUGCGCGACAAGCGUCAGGGCGCAGCAGCCAAGUGGGGAGGAGUGCGGAAGCUUCAAGUCACUGAAUGGAAAGUUUGCUCUGACACUAACUUUUAUUUUUGACUCACUGGGGGGGUGAAGACGACACCAAAGGUUUAAGGAGUCUGUUGUCGCCAUGUGCGCACCGCUGUUUCUCCAGAUGUGGAUGGUUUUAUUGUUAGGGGCUUUAACCGGGGUCGGGAGGGCUCAGGUCUCCACGGUCAAAGUGAUAAGAGGCAACAUGAGGAGAGACGACAGCAAUCGCCUCACCACAGACUUGUACCGCAAAGAGGAAAACAUCACAGUAACACCAGUGGGUGGAGCCAUCCACAGCCCACGCUACCCUAAUGCUUAUCCCCGCAACCUGCUGUUGUCAUGGAAACUGCUGUCACCGCCAGGGAGCCGCAUUCACCUGGAGUUUGACGGACACUUCGGCCUGGAGGAGGCUGAGAACGGAGUCUGCAGGUAUGACUUUGUUGAAGUGGAGGACCAAUCAGAGACAAGCACUGUAAUUUGGGGUCGCUGGUGUGGGCAGAAAGCUCCACCUCGCCUCAACUCCAAAAGCAACAUGCUCAGAGUCACCUUCAAGUCUGAUGAUUACUUUGUUGCAAAGCCGGGAUUCAAAGUCUACUACUCCCUGCUGUAUGAUUCUCCUCUACCUGCAGUCAACACCAACUGGGAAGCUGUCACUAUGCUCAUGUCGCAGGACAGCGGCGGAGGGCAGAUGAUGCCUGUCACAGUCACAGAGGGUCCUUUCUCACUGGAGGAUCUGGACCGGACCAUAGCUGCCUUCGACACCGUGGAGCAGCUUCUCAAAUCCCUGAACCCAGACACCUGGAAACAGGACCUGGACAGCAUCUACACUCAGACACACAUCCAUUAUAUAUCCAGGACCUAUCUUCUGGCAAGCAGACAUAAUAAAGUUGAUCUGAACCGUCUAUAUGAUGACGUCAAGCGCUACAGCUGUACCCCACGCAACUACUCUGUAAACCUGCGCGAGGAGCUGAGGGCCACCAAUGCCGUCUUCUUCCCUCGAUGUCUGCUGGUCAAACGCUGCGGAGGCAACUGUGGCUGUGGAACUAACAACUGGAACAACGGCUGCACCUGUCAAGCCUCCAAGACGGUGCCCAAACUACACGAGGUGCUGAAAUACGCCCCAGAGGUCAGUUCGCCUCAACACCACCGGCGGCCGAAGGUGCGUUGGAUCAUAGACGAGAUCUUCCUCACACACCAUGAAACGUGCGAGUGUGCGUGUCCCUCCCAGCCUCCUCGCUGAGACACUCCGGACAGGCACGUGCCUCUGGAACUGUUGGACGAGUUCUUCCUUUAUCUAUUUGUGCAGCGCACUUCAUGUAAAAACAGCAACGCAGACACGCGGUAAAGAAGACAGCAUUAUGACCGGCAAACCGCAGCUCGCAUCAUAUGACUUCUGGUCUUGCAACAAACUACAUUCCUCUGUUCACAGGACACCACUGCAAAUGCAAAAAUGUUUCAAGCCAAAGCUAUUUGUUACUCAACUUUCCCACAACAUGGAUUAAAAAUCAGCUUCAACCGAAAUAAACAUCACUUGUGCUCCGUGAAAUGUUAAAAUAACUGUGGAUCUCCAGAGGAAUUCACUUAGCUCCAAAAGGUAAAAAUUGAAAAUCAUUUUGGAUAGAAAAAAUACCACAUAGCACAAAUACUCCUAAACCUACAUUUCAUUAUUUAUUAAAAGAGUUUAUUAGAUGAAAACUAGAUUAGAAUUCAAAUAGAAUUGGCUUAGACUGCUACGCAACCAAUAUUUUAUUCCAAUUUCACAUGUAUGUCUUUAGGUCUGUUAGAAUAAGACUGUUUCUAGAAACUGCAGGCACUUCUUCAGCCAGGAGCCCACUGAGAUGAGUGAGCGUGAGACAGAAGGAGGGAGUGAGAGGGUUUUGGAGGAAGUGUAAACCAAAAUACCACUUUAUCUUGAUGUGAAAUUAGGCUAACCACAACCUUCCAGAUCUGAACUGCACGCUAACACACUCGCACACACACCUACUCCAGGCUUCCACUGCUACGUAAAGAAAAAAACGGUAGUUAUUUCUAUUGAAUCCUGCACCGCUCUAUUUUUCAGUGAAGGGCUCUUUUGUCUGAAUAUAUCCACUCUUCUCUUUUGUCUUCCUCAGUAACUCCAUCUCUAACACACACUUUCUCGCUCAGUUCUUCUCUCACCCUCAAAAACACCAAAGGAGAUGUCAGAUCAGGCCGCUGCCCAUUUUUUCGGAACAUUCCUGGCAUUCCAGUUGCUCACCGGAAUUCUGCCAACACGGAUAAAACCAAGAGCUGCAGACCCUAAAGACAUAACAGAGGAAAGAUGCUCAGGAAGAGAGACGGAGAGGAAGUAUUUUAGGACAAAAUGGUUGGCAGAAAAGGGCUAUCGAGCUGCCGAGUUGUAGAUUAGGGGCACUUCUGGAUGAGAGCUGCAGAGGGGGGACCACUUUCAAGAUGUGACACAGAAAAACAAAUGGCUGCUCCUUCAGUGGUUUCAAUCAGUAUGCAUAGCUUUUUUUGGCUGGUAGCUUUUUCUAUUUCAUAAAAGUACUAAUAUGUGUCACAAUCUGACCCUCUGUGUCAUGUCGGUUGCAGCACCACAGGGAAAAAGAGAUCUGAGAGAAUUAGUGUAAUGCUCUGAUACUUCAGAGAGGAAGUGUGUGUGUGUGUGUGUGUGUGUGUGUGUGUGUGUGUGUGUGUGUGUUCGUCUGUGUAAGUGUGUGAGUGCUCAGGAAGAGGUCCUUUUGUUUCAAGGGGUAGAGGGUUACCAACAGUCUGCAAGAGCUGGCAGCAGAUACAAGCAUGUGAGCGGUCGGCAUGUGACUGCGCACGCCAGUGUGUGCUUGUGUAUGUGUGUGCCCUUGUGUGUCGUGUCUGUAGGUAGAUAGCUCGAUUAUCAAAGCAACAGGGCAGCAAGAAUUCAAACUAACUGCUCAACAUUUCCAUACCCAUGAGCCAGCUGUGAGAAAUAAAAGACGCCUUCAUCUGUCAUCACUCCAUCUUCACCUACUGUGUAUCCCAGCAUCACAAACUCGCUUACAGGCUGGAUUCACGCAGGGAGAAUGGGAUUUGACGCACUACUUCUGUUUAAAAGAGAAUAACUGGACACAGAUGAUUUCCUCAGUCACAGCAAAACCCCAUCAGCUGACGGCAGUUUGAUGUGCACGUCUGUGCUGUAAGUCAACUCAUGAUACUUGGCAGGUGUGGGAUACAAAUAUGUUUUAAAAGUGUGAUAGUCAUAUUCCAAAUAAUCUCGCACACGCACACACACACAGACACACACAGACACACACACCUUUUUAUGAAAUCAAAUUUCAUAUUUUGUUUGGAAUAUAAAUGUAUGUGAGGGGUGUGUGUGCAUCCUGCGUCUGCCGGCGUUAUCAGCACAUUCCAUUGUUGCACGCUCCAAAGAGCUCAGUUUCCUCUUGUGGUUCUUGACAAUAGAACCAUGUGUAUUUCAAAGUCUGACGUUUGAACCUGCUUGUUUUUUUUACUCACACCAAGUAAGAACAGCUAAGACCUUUGGGAACAUUUCAGAAUAAUCUACUUUCAAUAAUAUUUGCUCCAGAGUUUCAGCCUGUCAUGUUUCAAAUCUCAGAAAUGAUUUAAGUUUCAACACAAAAAUGUCCUUUGAUGUAUUCAGAAAAUAAUGUAGUCUGUAUGAAACUGUAUUCUUUACUUCAAUAAUUUAUUGUCAUUCUCGGUUGUUUUAUUAAAAAUAUCAGCUUGGUUUUGAUAA